Messenger RNA from Chelmon rostratus (copperband butterflyfish), 2831 nucleotides. RefSeq names its product TGF-beta receptor type-2-like. Gene Ontology annotation, molecular function: metal ion binding; activin receptor activity; transforming growth factor beta receptor activity, type II. Lineage: Eukaryota; Metazoa; Chordata; Actinopteri; Chaetodontiformes; Chaetodontidae. The transcript has 7 exons. The record is from RefSeq and is a predicted model, not a curated record. Gene Ontology annotation, biological process: transforming growth factor beta receptor signaling pathway; heart development; cellular response to growth factor stimulus. The coding region runs from base 182 to 1810 and encodes 542 amino acids. Gene Ontology annotation, cellular component: plasma membrane; signaling receptor complex.
AAGUGCAUAUAGGGCAAGUCCUGCCCGCUGUGUUUACUCUGCGUCUUCUCGCCGGAGCUGUGAAGGCGUUUCGGGGCAGCAACAGGCGGACCGAGCGCAGCGCGCGGCGUCUGGAUACGAACCCGCGGCCGAGGCGUCGCUAAAUUAAUGAGAAAGAGAGGAGCGGAGAGUCCGUUUCUACAUGGAGCUGCUUCGGUUUUCCGCUCUCUGGUGCGGAGCGAUACUCUUCGGUAGUGUUCUGCUGGAGGAGACGGAGGCCACUAUAAUGAAGGUAAAAAGACUGUGCAAGUUCUGUGACGUGCGGGCAACUACCUGCACAGGUAAAGGCAGCUGCAAGGUGGAGUGCGACAUCACGUCCAUCUGCCCCGAUAAACAAGAUGUGUGUGUCAGUAUCUGGAGGAAGACAGAUGACAACAUCACCUUUGAUACAGUCUGUCACAACCCGGCUCAGAAGCUGUAUGGCCUGGUCCUGGAGGAUUACAACAACAGCAAGUGUGAGAUGAAAGAAAGAAAGGGCAUGGGCUCCCAGUUCUUUAUCUGUUCCUGCUCAGAGGAUGAGUGCAAUGAGCACAUCUUCUUCAACUCCUACAUGGAUUCCCAGGUGGUGGCGGUCAUCUUAGUGAGCCUGGUGCCUCUGCUGGUCAUGGCCGUAGUCGUCAUCACUUCUUUCUACUGUUAUCGGGUCUACCGCCAGCGGCAAGCCAGCUCCAGACGCAAGAGGGGUCCCCCGCUGGACUUCAGCGACGCUCACGCCAUCAUGAUAGACGACGAAGGUUCAGACAGCAGCUCCACUCACGCCAACAACAUCAACCACAACACAGAGCUGCUGCCCAUUGAGCUGGAUGUUCAGGUCGGAAAAGGACGCUUUGCAGAGGUUUACAAAGCCAAGCUCAAGCAGGGCUCCUCAGUCAGCGAGGAGCAGGGCUUCGAGACAGUGGCCAUUAAGAUUUUCUCAUACGAGGAGUACGCCUCCUGGAAGAACGAGAAGGAAAUUUUCUCAGACGCAGACUUGAGGCAUGAGAACGUGCUUCACUUCCUGACAGCAGAGGAGAGGAAGGCGCAGAGACAGUACUGGCUGAUCACAGCCUUCCAGCCAAGAGGGAACCUCCAGGAGUACUUGAUCCACCAUAUUAUCAACUGGCACGACCUGUGGAUGCUGGGGGGUUCGCUAGCGCGCGGAGUGGCCCACCUCCACAGCGACCACACCACCUGCGGUCGCUACAAGGUGCCCAUUGCGCACAGGGACAUUAAGAGCUCCAACAUACUUGUGAAAAGCGACCUGACAUGCUGCCUGUGUGACUUUGGCCUCGCCCUUCGCCUGGACAACACUCUGUCUGUGGACGAGCUGGCCAACAGCGGGCAGGUGGGCACUGCCAGGUACAUGGCCCCAGAAGUCUUGGAGUCCAGAAUCAACCUAGAAAACAUCGAGUCCUUCAAACAGGCCGAUGUUUAUUCCAUGGCUCUUGUACUGUGGGAGAUCAUCUCCAGGUGCAACGCUAUCGGAGAGGUGAAGGAGUACGAGCCGCCCUUCGGGAACCUGAGGGAACACCCGUGUGUCGAGAGCAUGAAGGACAGCGUUCUGCGAGACAGGGGAAGGCCUGAGAUCCCCAACAGCUGGAUCAACCACACGGGCAUCCAGAUGGUGUGCGCCACCAUAGAUGAGUGCUGGGACCACGACCCGGAGGCCCGUCUGACAGCCCAGUGUGUUGCCGAGCGCUUUUCCGACAUGGAGUACCUGGACAAGCUGUCAGACCGCUCUGACUCAGAGGAGAAGAUCCCUGAAGAAAUCUUUGUGGUGGAUGAGAAGUAGAGCUCAACAGAAACACUGCCCCCCACUAGGGUGGCAGAGGAAUUACAGCCGAGCAGCUGGGAGAGAUAGAAAUUCCAGUGGAUGCGUUGUUUGCUAUGGGUUCGUCAGAAAUGUGUGACGGAGGAGCAAACUGGAAAGUCAUUUGGAUGAAACAGAACUGAUACCAGAGAUGGACCUCCAUGUACAGAUCAGGACCAACAUAAAUACAGACAGCAGUGACUGACUUGAUUCGUUUUCUUCUACAUGCUUCAAAGACUGGUUCGAGUCGUAAACAAACAGGGAAAUUGCAUUUUAAAGCUUUUAUAACCAAACACUAUUUGCACUUUACCAAUAUCUAUGCACACCAAAUAUAUAUAUUGAGUGUCUUUUUGCUCUGAUAAAACAUUUCAGGCAUAGGAAAUAAAGGGACAGAACAUAUUUAGACAAGUGGGUAAAAGGGAGCAAUCCAAAAUAUUAAGAUAUAUAAUAACACUACUACCCCCUUUCUAGUUUUAUGGACUGAGCACUUAAACGUUUUCCAAGGUGUCAACGGGACUGGAUGACAGUUUUCAAGGUGCAAGUAUGAUUUCUUGUGGCAUGAAAUGGAAAUUACCCACAGCAAAGAAACAGAAAACCCCUCUAAGGCAGAAAUCUGCAGGGAAAGCUCUUAUCAUAUCUCAAGGACUAUGAAUUGCAAAAUAAAGACGGCAAAAUCAGCCUGAAAGGAAAAAGGGAACAGAUAUAUAGUGCUUUGUGUGUGUGUGUGCGCGCGCGAGUGUGUGUGCGUGUGUCUGCAUGCAUGUGUGUGUAUGUGUGUAUUACUCAGAGGAGUCUGUUUAAUCAGACAAAGAAAAUAAAAGAAAUGGAAAUAUGUAUAAAGGACUCUAAACUGGAAGUUCCUGCACACUGCCUAUAUGCUAUAAAAGCUGAGCUUCUUCAUAGACAUUUUGUUACUGAAAAGGGAAUUCUGAUUCAGUGAUUAAAAAAAGGUCUAUAUCAAAGUAAUUUUGUAUAAAAGUCUAAAGCCAUAAUUAAAAGUAUU